Labrus bergylta (ballan wrasse) is the source of this 1825-nucleotide messenger RNA. The record is from RefSeq and is a predicted model, not a curated record. Lineage: Eukaryota; Metazoa; Chordata; Actinopteri; Labriformes; Labridae.
UGGGGUUUUUGUGUCUUAGCAGCGAGGUGACUGGUUUGUUGCAGUUCUGCUGAAAUUUAAAAAUCGUCUUUUUUCUACAUUUUCUCUGUUUAAGCUCCUGGAGGUUUGUUUGGUGAUGGGUGUUACUGCAGUCCUGUCAGUGAACAUGGUAACAGCCAUCAUGUUACUGACUGUCUUCUCUCUUUCAGAAGCGUCGGAUGAUUGUCGGACUUCUUGGUCAGGGCUCUUCAUCACUACACCAAAGAAGAUGGAAGCACUGAGUGGAACUUGUCUGAAAAUCCCAUGUAGCUUUAGUGUUAAAGAAGAAAGAGAGUUUGACAACACAAGAGAAACAUUUGGAAUAUGGCAUAAAGAAGACAAAGAGACCUACGAUCCAAAGAAUGUAGUUUUUAACAGUGAUGGCACAGUGAACAAAUUUCAAAUGAAGAUAACUGGAAACUUGAGAACGAAAAACUGCACCACUCUGAUUUACAACAUGAAGACGACAUAUAAAGGCUUAUACUACUUCAGAAUCAUGAACUGGCCUUUCAUGGCAAAUGCUAUUUGUGAUCCUCUUCAAAUAAAAGUCAAAGAUUCUCCUCCGAGCCCCAAACUAAUCAUCUCAGGAGAUCUGAAGGAGAAGGAGUCUGUCACUAUAACCUGCUCAGCUUCCACUCCCUGUCCACUCUCCCCUCCUAAACUCACCUGGAAUCUCAAACAAGACUCUCUCAACAACAUGGAGGAAAACCCAGAUAAAACCUUCAUGACUAAAAUCCAGGAGCAGAUCACUCUGACGGACAAACAUGAUGGAUACAACAUCACCUGUUCUGCCACAUAUCCUGUGAAUGAAGGAAAAGAAGUCAAGACAGCAGAGGACACACAGACUCUCAGAGUUUCAUAUUCUCCUAAAAACACCUCAGCGUCCAUCAGUCCAUCAGGUUUGGUGUCAGCAGGUAUUCAUGUGAACCUGACCUGCUCCAGCAGAGCCAAUCCUCCUGUCAGCAGCUUCACCUGGUUCAAGAUCAGCAGAGAUGGACCCAUGAUCGUAUCUGAAGGAGAGUUUUACAGCUUUAAUGCCACAGAGGGAGGAGUUUAUUACUGUGUGGCCAUGAAUGAUCUCAGUAAUCAGACAUCACCACAGAUCCAUCUGAGUGUUGCAGAAAAUCUGAUUUCCGAUCUGUUUGGGGUUGAUGUCCACAUUACAUUAAAGAUCCUGGGAAUCGUGCUGCUCUGCAGUUCAGUCAUCAUCUUUGAGUGCUGGUUAAAGUCAAGAUGCUUCAACAAACAGGUGAAGGACGCAGAAGAAGCAGACUAUGUCCACAGAGUGGUUAUGAUUCAAGCUUCAUGAAGGAGAAGAGGAUGACUUCAUGUUCAUCUUAAAUGCAAUAUCUCUAUUUCUCUUUUCUGUAUUAAAUGUUUUUUCUUUGCAGCAGGUUAGUGAUGAACAAAGGAUGGGAUACGACAGGAAGGAUGUUUUUGUUCAAAGGCAGAUAACAUAAAAAUACUGUAAUGUACUGCAGCCAAAUCAUUACACUGUGAAGCACUGUGCUGGUCUAUGGUAUUGUUGUUGUAAUUAUUUUUUAUAUUAGCUUCUUUUAUAAUAAUAAUACAUUUCAUUUCAAAGCACUCCAUGUCACCUUACAAAGCAAAGAUAAAAACAACAGAGUAACAAUACAUCCAUCAAAUUAACAUUAAAAAGACAAAUUUACAGAGUAUGAAAUCUUUGUGAGAUAGGAUGGAAAAUGAUCAGACAGAAAAUGCUCAUUUUAAAAGAUGUGUUUUGAGAUGAGAUUUAAAAAUAGAGAAAGAGUCAAUAUUACAGAUGUGUGGUGUGAAGACCUGAGAG